ACUCCAUCCACUCACUCCUGCCAUCUCCGCCAUGCAACUCCAGGCCGAGCGAGACCACUUUGUUCAUAGUGGCAUUGGUGGAGGUUCCUCCUCCUCCUCGCCCUCCUGUUCUCCACCCAAGGACUCGCCUUUGUCGGUCAUAAAAGUCCACAAUCUCAAGAAACCGAAAGCAAAGACCAAAGACAAUGAGAAGGAGAAAGGGAAGGAGAUUAAGCACGGGGAAGAAAAGGUGCAGGAAACGAAACAUAAGGAGAUGAGGCAGGAAACCCAGAAGGCCGUUGAGGUGAUUGAGGUCAAGGAUUUAAACAUGAGCAUGGAUAUGGAUGUCGACAUGGAUACGGCGAAGGAUGCAGCGGAUACGGAUGUAGAUAUGAAGAAUAACAAGCGCAAGGAGCUCAAAGCCGGAAAGGCUAUCUUCACUGUCGCCACCGAAGCGGCAACACCGGUCCUCUCAAGAGAUACAAGGGUGACGCUGGAUGCGUCUUACCUCUUGAAACAGCAGUUUGCGACUUCGACGCCACCCUCGUUUACUCCCUCGCUCGCUCCCUUGUCGGCAGCAGCUUUUUCUCAACUUCCCUCAGAACUCUUCUUCAAUGUCUUGUGUCUUCUCGAUGCCCUGGACUUAACUCGUUUGGCCCAGGUGAACAAGUUCUGCGCCAGAAUGGUGAGCGAUAAUGGCGUUUGGAGAGUCAAGAGCAAACAGCAUCCUCUUUUUCUGGAAAGACACAUUCAAGGUCGGCGAGGAGUAGUACCUUGGCUGGAAUAUUACAAGUUCUUGCAUCGAAACAGCAACAUUGUCAAACAAAAUUGGGCCGACGCAAGACCGCAGGCGGUCCAUGUUCUUGAGGGCCAUACCGGGCUUGUUUCUAGCUUAGAAACCUCCAUGUGGACUCUUGUCACGGCCUCGAUCGACUCGACCUUGCGUGUAUGGGACCUACGGACUUUGCAAUGCGUUCGGGUACUCCAUGCGCAGCAACCAUUGACUUGUGUCUCCCAAUCCGAGAUUGCCGGAGCGGCCUGUGCUAGGACGUCGUUUGGCGGUCUGUACGUCUGGGACAUUCGAACAGGAGAGCUCAUUAUGCAGGAUGACACAGCCAUGCCUCAAACUGCCAGUUUUAUGUACAUGGACGAAUGCUACAUUGGAUACGGUCAAAGCGACGGGGCUGUCACCGUAUUUGAUUGGAGCUCGAGGACGACACUCAAAGUCGUGGGUAGUUAUCAGGCACACGAAGGCGAUGUAGGUACCUUUGUUACCAUGCUCGCCAUCCUUCGAUCCACCGUUGCUAUAGCCUGACACUUGCGAUUCAUUUUUACUUAGGUGAUUCAUAUAAGCAUAAUGAACCGCAAGUAUGUAAUCUCUGCCAGCACAAAUGGAGAGACUUUGGUGUACUGCCUGAAGCGAUCUUGCGUCAUGGAGCGGAUUUUGUUGCCGCAUGCAACUCAAGCCAUUCAGUUUACGCCAACAAUUCACGGCGAUAAAGUCAUGUUCUCGACACGGGAUGCGGUGUACGAGUAUGAGCUCAUGUUGGAUUAUCUCAAAUCGGGGAGCGAGCAGGAAUUUUUCAGUUUUGCGGCCAGCAGCUACCCGGAUUCAACGGAAAAG
Molecule: messenger RNA, 1603 nt
Organism: Gamsiella multidivaricata
Lineage: Eukaryota; Fungi; Mortierellomycota; Mortierellomycetes; Mortierellales; Mortierellaceae
Product: WD40-repeat-containing domain protein
Exons: 5
Coding region: 32-1294 (420 amino acids)
Molecular function (GO): protein binding
Source: RefSeq, a predicted model, not a curated record